AGUUACUGGCUACAGAUCACACAAGCCACUGGUUAGUCACUCACUGGUCAGACAAUAUGUUGACAAAAUUGCUUUUGAUCCUGGGAGCAUUUGUGCUUACAGUGAAUGCAAGAUCAGUUUCUAAAAGACCACUUGGUAAUGAUAUCCGGCGUUCAUACAAGUAUGGUGCCACACCUGACAAAAGUUUGCUUUGGCCUGGUAGGACUGUCCCAUAUGUCAUAGGAUCGGCACUCAGAGGCAGUGAGAGAAGGCUAAUCCAGAAGACCAUAGCCGAGUUCAAUCGCUUAAGCUGUAUGAAGUGGGUGCCCAGGAAAUCAGAGAAAUACUACGUCAAAUUCAAAGCCCUUGAGGAUGAGGGGUGCUAUUCUGAACUCGGGUUUGUAAGGGAAAGAGGACAAGAGAUCAAUUUGGAAGACGGCUGUGUAUACAGAGAGACUAUCCUACAUGAGAUUAUGCAUGCCAUGGGAUUUGAACAUGAACAUCAGAGAAUGGACAGAGACAAAUAUGUCAAGAUUUACUGGGAAAAUAUAGAAGCAGAUUCAAGAGACCAGUUUGACAAGUUGGAGAGUGACUACCUGAACACCAACUAUGACUAUGGCUCAGUCAUGCAUUACGAGAACGAUGCAUUCACUAGGAAUGGCCGUAUAACAAUGUCAGCUAAAAUGAAAGGCGUAAGGUUUGGUGAAGCUCCAACACUUUCUAAAACAGAUAUUGUACGCUUGAAUAGAUUGUACAAGUGCUGAAC
Molecule: messenger RNA, 745 nt
Organism: Owenia fusiformis
Lineage: Eukaryota; Metazoa; Annelida; Polychaeta; Sabellida; Oweniidae
Source: the annotation of a GenBank genome assembly